GGGGGACCGAUGUAUGUCCAGCCAAAUUUCGUACCAGCACCGCCUACACCAGCACCCAAGCCAUGGGAAGAUUCAUCGGACGACUCUGAUAUGGAGCCUCCCAAAACAAAGAAGAAGUUGAAGUCUGAAGCAUCUUCACUUGGAAAGAAACGUGGUCGGCCCACGAAAAAAUCCUUAGAGGAUAAGAAGAGAGAAGAAUUUCUUGCGAGUCUCCCUCAACUACCAGAAGGAGAAGACCAAAUGCUUGGGUACAAGAAAAAGGGAGUCUGCAAGGCCUGCCAGUUGUAUAAGGGACUAGUGGCUCUUAAGCCUUGCGGCCAUGCGAAGAUUUGUAUUUCUUGUGUCCGGGACGUCAGGGAGAGUGCUGAGAAAAUGUUCAGGCAUUCUAAGUGCCCAGUAACUGGAUGCUUUGCCCAGAUUACUGAUUGGCUACCUUUAUUUAAUGUAAGUGCCUAGUUUCAUAUUAUUUUGUUCUCAAGCUUUCUUACAAGAAGUAUUUGCUGAGUAUUUUCUUUUACCUUCAAUUUUGUUUAACAACAUUCUUUUUUAUA
Frankliniella occidentalis (western flower thrips) is the source of this 551-nucleotide messenger RNA. RefSeq lists its product as uncharacterized. Lineage: Eukaryota; Metazoa; Arthropoda; Insecta; Thysanoptera; Thripidae. Bases 10 to 456 code for a protein of 148 amino acids. The record is from RefSeq and is a predicted model, not a curated record. The transcript has 3 exons.